Molecule: messenger RNA, 1797 nt
Organism: Hypomesus transpacificus
Lineage: Eukaryota; Metazoa; Chordata; Actinopteri; Osmeriformes; Osmeridae
Product: nicotinate-nucleotide pyrophosphorylase [carboxylating]-like
Exons: 6
Coding region: 427-1611 (394 amino acids)
Biological process (GO): NAD+ biosynthetic process; quinolinate catabolic process
Cellular component (GO): cytoplasm
Molecular function (GO): nicotinate-nucleotide diphosphorylase (carboxylating) activity; DNA binding
Source: RefSeq, a predicted model, not a curated record
UUAAUUUAACAUAUUCUGUAGUUCCUUUUGUUGGAAUUAUGUAUCAUUUAAUUAAUUUAAACGAUUAAACAGGUUAUCACGUAUUUGUUCAGGCUGUGUUUUUCCUUUUACUUUAUAACCUAAUUUACAACACUCAAAAUGUGUUGCGUCUUAAAGGUCUUAAAUGACUUAAAGAUCAGUCCACACUACGUCAAAUUAUUAACUUAUUUUGUCUCCGUUUUUUGUAAAAAAUGUUUCGAUGAUAUGCUACCUUAGGCCAAUGGUUUAAUGUGAAAUUGAAGUGAUAUUUGGAAACGUGGACUCGAGUCAUAUGACUUGGACUCGAGUCAUGUGACUGUUGGUUGCCUUCUACUGUCAUUGGACUUCCGACUUCAACAUUAGUGACUCGUUCUGUGUGAAGCGCUCGACUCUCACAAUACUUUUAUCAUGUCAAGCAGGAAGCCAAAAGUCAUUGCUUAUGGUUUCAAACAUUUCAGGGUGGAGAACAACAAAAGAGUAGCUGUAUGCAAAAUAUGUGGCAAACAAAUUAACGAUGUCAUCUCAACCACUUCAAAUUUUGUGCGGCAUCUGAAGUCACAUAAAGAGAGUUUUACUGAAUACCAGAACACAACAUCCAUCCACAUUGACCCUCUGCAACCUGGCACAUUCCAGCUAGAGCAUCAACAGAUAAAAGACGACCCAUAUUCACCUAUCAGUAUGAGCCAGCCACAACUCGACCUAUCACACUCAAUCCCACCCCACGCGAUUACUCGCCUGGUACGUGAUUGGCUGGCAGAGGACACGCCCAACUUCGACCCUGCAGGGGUGUGUGUGGGGUCACAGGACGUUGAGGCUACGUUGUUUUGUAAAUCACCCUGUAGUAUUUUGGCGGGAAUCCCCUUUUUCACAGCAGUGUUUACCGAGCUUGGCUGCACUGUGGAAUGGAUGUACCAAGAGGGGGCAGACCUGGGUCCAGGGGCUGUAACCCCAACUGCUGUGGUGAGAGGCCCAGCCAGGUGUGUCCUCCUGGGGGAGAGGCCAGCCCUCAACUGCCUGGCCCGAGCUUCUGGGAUUGCCACUCGCUGCUCCAAGCUGCAGUACAUCACCUCAAAAGCUGGAUGGCAAGGGCAGGUGGCAGGCACACGAAAGACAACCCCUGGCUUCCGAUUGGUGGAGAAGUAUGCCAUGCUGGUGGGCGGAGUGUCCAUGCAUAGACAGGAUCUGAGCGGGAUGGUGAUGCUGAAGGAUAACCAUGUUUGGGCUUCAGGAAGUAUCACACAGGCGGUUAUGGAUGCCCGUGCUGUGUGUGGCUUCAGCAGUAAGAUCGAGGUGGAGUGUGGUUCCAGGGAGGAGGGCAGCGAGGCAGCAGCAGCAGGAGCUGACAUAGUAAUGCUGGAUAACUUCAAGCCUGAGGAACUGUGUGUUGCAGCCCGGCUUCUGAAGGAAAAGUUCCCCUUUCUGCUGAUUGAGGCCAGUGGAGGGGUAACACCCAGUUCCCUCCUUGAAUACCUCUCCCCUCAUGUGGACAUCAUAUCCCUGGGUUGCAUAACGCAGGGUUGCCCCAUUGUUGACUUCUCUCUCAAGGUUCAUAAAACAGUUUUUGAACCCUUUUAUGGGGAAUCUAAAUCUUAAAUUUAGUAAAGAGUAAAGAAGAAUCCAGCUAAAAUAAAUUGCAGUUGCGAUACUCAAUUCUAUUUCCAUUUUUUGUUAAGUGAUUUUGUUAUUCUAUUUGUUUGAGGAUAUAAACCUGGAAUUACUAGAAACAGUAUAACAUAUUUGAUUAAUUGAACUGUAACACACCAAAAAAAUGUAAUAAAA